Eurytemora carolleeae is the source of this 1921-nucleotide messenger RNA. Its product is annotated as vesicle transport protein SFT2A. Gene Ontology annotation, cellular component: membrane. The transcript is spliced from 5 exons. The record is from RefSeq and is a predicted model, not a curated record. Lineage: Eukaryota; Metazoa; Arthropoda; Copepoda; Calanoida; Temoridae. Bases 23 to 511 code for a protein of 162 amino acids. Gene Ontology annotation, biological process: vesicle-mediated transport.
UUUUUACAUUUUUUCAGAUAAAAUGGAUAAACUGAAGAAAGCUUUGACGGGACGGGAUGAAGCAGAGGAUGAGGAGAAGGGAUUCGUAGCACAGGCUAUAGACGUGUCCACAUUAUCUUGGAGUACAAGAGUUAAAGGAUUCUGCAUUUGUUUUCUUAUAGGCAUCCUUCUGUCUGUGAUUGGUACUGUAACAUUUGCCUUGGGAGGAAGUAUUAAGAUAUUCGGAGUUCUUUAUUCUUUUGGAAAUAUAACAUCUAUAGCAAGUACAUUGUUCUUGAUGGGACCCGUAGCGCAGAUUCAGAAGAUGUUCGCGAAGACUCGUGUGAUCGCUACGGUUGUGAUGAUUCUAUCCCUGGUCUUGACUCUAUGCUCUGUAUUUUGGUGGGAUAAGAAGAUACUGGCGCUCUUCUUUGUUGUUCUACAGUAUUUGGCGAUGACGUGGUAUUCUAUCUCCUAUAUUCCAUACGCUAGAGAUGCAAUCCUCAAGUGCUUCAACUCAGUUAUAUCUUAGAGAUAUAUCUUGGAAUUUUAGAGAUAUCUGCGACCUUUGGAGAUAUAUCUAGGCACUUCAGAGAUUUAUCUCAUACAGGGGGGAAUCAUACAACCUUAGAAUAAGAAGACGACAUUUAAUCAGUCUGAUGUCAGUAGCUUGAAAACCACCUUAAGUGAAAUGGGUCUGUGUACACUGCACAAACCACAGCUGUUCACUGGACUAUUCAAAUUAUAACUAGAGUCCAACUAAUUCCACAGUUUUCUAGAUAUUUUAUCCAGGAGAUAUAUCUGGAAACCCGCUAAGUAAGGAGAUGAAAUCUAAAAAUUCAUGUCUUAGUGAUUUAUAUAGUGGACUUUGAUCUGAUCUUAGUGAUUUAUCUGUAAUCAAUCAUAUCUUUCUAAUACAUAAGUAAACCCUUAGAAAUUCAAAUUGUUCACAGUUAGACCCAGAAAACUGUGGUAUAUGAAGACGAUAUUUAAGCAAUAUUAUGUUUGUGUAUUUAUGUUGUUUUAAAGCAAAAAGUUUCACCAUUAGCUGAAAACUUAACGUUUUAAUUGAAAAGAACUUAUGUACACAAUUGAUCGGUUUCAUGUUUAUUGUACCAUUUAAAAUUAUAAAUUGGGUCGAACAGUCGUCUUCCUAUUCCACAGUUUUAUGGGUCUCCCUGUACAGUGUACAAAUAUGAGGGGUGUCGUUAAUUAUUGUUAGUAACCUUUUUCCUUUUUUAAAAUGUUUAUUGUCAUAUCAUCCAAAACUAAGAAAAUAACAUUAAAAUACAUUUAUUUAUAUAUAAAUAUUAGAAUGUAAUAUUUUUCCUUUAUACUUAGAAAUGAAUGUGUACGCUGUUCACUGUACAAUAUAUACAUUGAUAAACCGAAGCUUUUCCAAAAAGUGCCUGCAACAAUUUAUACUAUUUAUUCAAUGUAUUUUUCACAUUUUUUUGUAUUAAAAUUCAUAUAAAAUCAAAGCUUUUUAAAGGAGUGCCUGCAACAAUUUAUAAAAUUUUUACUUUCUUUAUUAUUUCACAAUUUUAUAAUUGAUUUUGUAUUCCCCUGAUAAGGCUGCAACCAAUGUAUAUCUAGUUAUAUCAAUGACUAUCAAUCAAAGCUGAAUAUAGGGUACAUCGAAUUUUCAGAACGCGUUUCUAAAGGAUUUAAAAAACUUUUCAAAAAUAAUUUCCCAUUUAAAAAAAAACUUAAAUAAUUUAACAAGAAUUUGUUUUUAUAAAAAUUUUUUAUUUUUUUUAUUUUUUAAACAAUUAUGUCCUGGGUUGCAAUUAAACGUAAAAUCUUGUAAUAAAUCAUAACAUCAGUUCAUGCAAAUGUAUUUUCAUAUUGUGUUCAAUGGAAUAACAAAAAAGUUUCAAAAUAAGUUAUUUAUAACUUUACACAAUCAUUCCAACUACGAAAUAUACAUAAAGGGACUUAA